CGCUUCUCCGGCCGGCCUUGAUUCCCUUCCUUUCCCUCAUCAUCACGACGACCAAGACUCGACUGCGGCUUCGAUACCCUCUACGACCCACCAUCGCCUCCAUCUUCAUGCCCAUACCCUGAGUGACCGAUCACUAUCACGACCCUGCGCUACGCCAAGCCACGCCACUUGGGCGCACGCAUAUAGACUGCCUUCCCCUCUUUCCCCGCGUCUCUUUCCCCAACCCACGCAGCAAUGGCCGACUCAGGUAACAUCAAAGUCGUCGUGCGCUGUCGUCCCCUCAACAGUCGAGAGCGGAAUAGAGGGGCUUCCAAGCUCAUCGACGUCAACGAUCAGCAUCAGCUCGUCCUCAACCCACCUAAUGAUACGGAUCAGAGGGAGAGCAAUGCGCGCGCGACAAAGAAGAAGGCCAUGCCUUUUUCGUUCGAUAGGGCAUACGAUGAGGAUACCGAGCAACGAACGCUCUUCGAGUAUGUAGGGGUCGAUCUGCUCGAGCAUAGCUUCAAUGGAUUCAAUACUUGUGUCUUUGCCUACGGCCAGACUGGCUCCGGCAAGUCACAUUCAAUGGUGGGAUACGCAGAAGCAAAGGGUCUCAUCCCUCUUACCUGCUCCAAGCUCUUCAACGACGCACAAGAGAAGAUGGAACAGGAUCCGAAUCUGCGGAUCCGUGUCGAAGUCUCGUACAUUGAGAUUUACAACGAAAAGGUUCGUGACCUCCUCAACCCAAAGAACAAGGGCAAUCUUAAAGUCCGAGAGCACCCUAGCUUGGGACCCUACGUCGAGGAUCUGAGCAAGCUGGUAGUCUCGUCCUUCAGCGAUGUGGAGAACUUGAUGGAUGAGGGCAACAAGGCCCGCACCGUCGCUGCGACGAACAUGAACGAGACGUCUUCGCGCUCGCACGCCGUAUUCACCCUUGUCGUCACGCAGCGCCGCAAGGAUGAGCAGACGGGUCUGGAGGCGGAGAAGGUGUCGCGCAUCAGUCUCGUCGACUUGGCGGGGUCAGAAAGGGCCAACUCCACGGGGGCGACGGGGUCGCGACUGAAGGAGGGCGCCAACAUCAACCGCUCUCUCACUACGCUAGGCAAAGUCAUCGCAGCCCUCGCAACAGCCAGCAGUGUCGAGGCGUCCGCCACAUCAACGCCGCGGAGCAAGAAAUCCGCCGCAGACCACGUACCCUAUCGUGACUCGGUGCUCACUUGGCUGCUCAAGGACUCUCUGGGAGGCAACUCCAAGACGGCAAUGAUUGCGGCCAUCUCGCCUGCUGACUAUGAAGAGACAUUGAGCACCCUGCGAUAUGCUGAUCAGGCAAAGAAGAUCAAGAACAAGGCCGUCGUCAACGAAGAUCCCAAUGCCAAACUCAUCCGCGAGCUCAAGGAAGAGCUCGAGAUGCUGCGUGCUCGCGCUGGUGGAGGAGCAGGCGGAGGCAUGGGAGGCGCAGGCGAGUCAGGGUGGGACCCUUCUCUUCCACCUUCGCAGCAGGUGGUCCGCUACCAGACCAAAUCGGGUGAAAUGAAGACGGUCACAAAAGCGGAGCUGCAGGAGCAGAUGGAGCAGAAUGAGAAGUUGAUGAGCAGCCUCAAUGAAAGUUGGGAAGAGAAGCUGCAGAGAACGCAGGAGAUCCAGCUGGAGAGGGAGAAGGCUCUGGAGGAGUUGGGCAUCACGAUCGAUAAGGGCAACGUGGGCGUUCACGCCCCGAAAAACCUUCCCCAUCUGGUCAACCUCAACGAAGAUGCCCUCAUGAACGAAUGCCUCAUCUACCAGCUCAAGCCGGGCACCACCGUGGUAGGCAAUCUCGACGCUCCCUCAUCUUCGGUCCAGAUCCGUCUCUCUGGCAGCAAUAUCCUUGCAGAGCACUGUCGCUUUACCAACGAUGACGAGGGCGUGGUCACUCUGCACGCCAUGCCCGAUAGCAUGACGAUGGUCAAUGGCAAGAGGAUCCUACCCGCAAAUCCGAAGCGACUCCGCUCAGGGUACCGCGUCAUUUUGGGCGACUUUCAUGUGUUUCGCGUCAAUAACCCGAGCGAGGUUCGCAAGGCGCGGGCGGCACAGAGACCGGACUCGCCAGCCUCAGAGGAUGGGCAGGACGUAGAUUGGACGUAUGCGCGGCGAGAGGCGAUCAUGAACCACCUCAAUGGUCAAGGGCAGGAUGUUGGGCUUGACCAUCUCAGCAACGAAGACCUUGACCGUCUCUUCGACGACAUCUCGCGUGUUCGCAACCGCAAGGCCGCGACCAGUAGGCCGGAGAGCAGACUCAGCUCCGCGUUGGAUGGGUCUGAAUCCUCUCCUCGGCCCUACUCGAUGAGCACCUGGACGGACGACACCAGCGUGGAGGAUCCUUGGAGUGACAGUAUCGCGAGCACGAGACCGGCGUCAACGACGGUCGUAAGCGAGGAUCCGGCGUUAGAGGCCCCGCCGUCCAUUGAGAAGGAGGCGGCGAUGCUUCGUGCUACGAUCCAGGAGUAUGAGCAGAAGUUUCAGAAGCUCGGCGUCAAUGUGGCCGCAGCGCAGGAAGAGCCGCCCCUCACGCCACGGCAAAGGCAGGUUGCUCUGGAUGCGCUGGCAAAGUGGCGCACGCGCACCACGGUCUCCAUGGCAGAGGACGUCCUGUCUCACGCUUCUGCGCUCAAGGAGGCCAAUGUCAUAGCGCGACAGCUGAACAAGGGCACUACGUACCAGUUCAUCUGCAUCGACCCGCCGCCCCUUUCCAACCCGACGUCAACCAUCGAAUCAAUAGCAGGGUGCGACGAUGUAGCUGAUCCGGAGCUGGCAAGCUGCGUAAAGCCCUGCGUUGCGGUACGGGUAGUGGAUGCGGUCAAUCGGAGCGUGUACGUGUGGUCUCUACCCAAUCUGCUCGGAAGACUUGGCAAGAUGCGUAAUCUCACCGCGUACGUGGAUCGCCCAGAGUAUUCGCAACAUUUCAAUUGGGGCGACCCCUUUUACGAGAGCCCAGCGCCGGCGUACACUUAUCUCGGUGCGGCUUUGGUGCCACUCAUGCCGCUUAGUCAACGGGAGUCGGCGCGAUAUAGCAAGGUGCCGAUUUUGGCUACGAUGGAUGACGAGGUAGUGGGAGAGUGCAGCGUUGAGGUCAAGUUUGUCAGUCUGGCCGCUCCGCCUGCGACGAAGGCAAAUGGUCACGCUGCGAGUCCUUCAUCAAGAUCAUUCCUCGUCGCGGGUCACAAGCUCGGUCUUCAGAUAACGGUCGACUCGGUCACUGGCAUCUCGCGCGCGUUAUACCACGCUAUUCAUGCGCAACUGCGGCUCAGCAGUAUCGCUGGUGCGCACAUCGAGCGAGACGACAGCUUUGCUUCCCCGCCCGUCGAGGGUGACACAGCAGCGGAGGUCAAGCUGCGCAAGACGGUGGGGCUUGUGUUGACAGAGGCGACUAUUGCGCAUCUCAAGGCGGGGUAUGCGGCCGUGGAGUUUCACGUGAGGCCAAGCGAUCAGCACCUGGCGAGGGUGUUGGCGCGCGAUGCUGGAGGGAGCGAGGGGCAGCGCCACCUCCAUCCCUCGCCUCCACCUACUCUUUCCCACUCUACCGGGUCACAAGGUCGCCUAGCAGAAACGGAACUCAUCGGCGAGGAGAGACACGAUGUCCUCGCGUCGCUGUGCAUCUGCGAGUUGGAUGCGCAAGGAGAGUACAAGCCUGUCUCGCUGCACCGACCGCGAAGCAAGGCCGCUGGCGCCGCGGGAAGCGUGGUGUCGGAGCUGCGUCAAGGCCUGCAAAGACGUAUCUCCAUUCAGCUGAUUCACGACUCCGGCCGGCAGCUCGAGUGGCGCAAAAUUGCUCGAUUGACUGUGGGCAAUGUGAGAUUGGUAGACGCGCAGGGAAGGACGCACGAGUCUUCGAGCAGCAACGCCCUUUCACUACCCGUACGCGGGCAAAGCGUCGACUUCCAUUCCAAUGGCACCAGUACCUUGCGCGCCUGGGCAGCUUGGGACUCAUCAGCGCACGAUUCGCUCUUCCUCAACCGGGUGUCUACGAGCGAGGAACAGCGUGUGUUGGUCGAUGUCAGUGUGGACCUCGACGUCGAGAAGCCGGUCUGUGCUAGCCCGCCGAAAUUCGUGCAGACAAUGGCUGUCAGAGUUGGAGCGAGAGAUGCGAAGACUCGUCCGAGCAUGGCAGUAGGGUCCAGUUCGGCGGCGGGCAGGUUGCUAUCCUUCAUGAGCGGUGGGAACGACUCAGCCUCUUCCAACACCUCCACCGUCACGGCCGCCACAUGCCAAUCUGCCUCUCGGCGCAUCAGCACGAUUUUCACUCUCACUCUCGCUCCCCCAUCUCGUCGAAGCAUCAAGACGCGUGACGACCUCUGGCGAUUGGAUACGGCCAGCAAAUACGUGCGCGGGCAGGAAGCACUGGGAGCAUGGAGAGCGAAGGGGCCUGAGGAGGUCGAGAAGCAUAGGAAGUGGCUGGACAGACAGGUCAGAAGGGUUGAUGUCGAGGGGUGGAGGGUCGUUCUUGCGCGUGAGGACAAGGCAGGUCGGAGGGGAAAAGAGUUAAGCGCUUCUGCGCAAACGGAGGUACUGGCUAGGGCAGUCGAGCUUUGGCAGGCGGCGAUGCCGGCGAAGGCAGCAGCUCAAACUGGUGUGGAUCCGGUGAGCGGGGAAGAUGACGAUCGCGAGACAGUGAUCGAUUUGCGGGCCUCGUCAAGCAACAAUGGCUCGACCUCUCCGCAGCCGGCUUCAAGCUCGUCAUCCACACCAGCGGAGUCGAGCGUCGCCUCAACGCAAGCAUCGUCGACGUCCGCCUCGGCAUCCAUCCCAACUCCACCUCUCAUUCCGGAGGUCAGCGCAACAGACGUGACAGCGCUAUGCGCCAAGCCCACCCGGCAGGGAAUUCUCUACCUCCCUUCCGACAGCUCCGCCUGGCAAGCUCGACUGUUCGUCCUCUCCCGGCCGUACCUCCUCGUAUACCCAGCAGGCGGCUCCAACGCAGACGAACCGGGCAUCUCGCUCGCUAUCUUCAUCGGCGCGGGCGGCGUGCGUGUUGAAGCUGUGGAUACAGUCAUGGAGGACGCUUUGCUCGGUGGCAGCGAAGGGGAGCGCGGCGUGACCCUAGCGCUGUACACGGCGAGUAACAGCUACAUGCUGAGGGCAAAAUCGAGAGUGGAGAGGGACGAAUGGAUUGGGGCGAUCGGGGGCGGUGUUGGCGGGAACAGGAGAUAGGCUUGGAUGUGGCAACAAGACAGGUGAUAGGGGUGACGACAGAGGAGAUACGAUAGGCCGCUGCGUGGAGGGAAGAUCCGUGGCCGGCUGGGCGUAGCACCAACUCAAUACCAAGACUCUGCACCUGCAAGAAUCAAGUCACAUAACGUUGCGCUGUGCAGACUUCAGAG
Jaminaea rosea is the source of this 5333-nucleotide messenger RNA. RefSeq names its product kinesin-domain-containing protein. The transcript is spliced from 8 exons. Bases 235 to 5163 code for a protein of 1642 amino acids. Gene Ontology annotation, molecular function: ATP hydrolysis activity; ATP binding; microtubule binding. Gene Ontology annotation, cellular component: microtubule; kinesin complex. The record is from RefSeq and is a predicted model, not a curated record. NCBI's taxonomy places the organism in Eukaryota, Fungi, Basidiomycota, Exobasidiomycetes, Microstromatales. Gene Ontology annotation, biological process: cytoskeleton-dependent intracellular transport; microtubule-based movement.